Myiozetetes cayanensis is the source of this 4822-nucleotide messenger RNA. It is a transcript of the gene KBTBD2, whose product is annotated as kelch repeat and BTB domain containing 2. Gene Ontology annotation, molecular function: protein binding. Bases 1756 to 3627 code for a protein of 623 amino acids. The transcript is spliced from 4 exons. The record is from RefSeq and is a predicted model, not a curated record. Lineage: Eukaryota; Metazoa; Chordata; Aves; Passeriformes; Tyrannidae.
UUUUAUAGGCUACAUAUAUGCGUAGUAUAGCUUAGAAAUUAGUCAUCUGCGUGCUCAGGAUUUUUCCGGUGUUUACCAUUAUUUCUGCUCGGAUAGAUACCUGCUGCUUUUGAAAGAACUUUAAUUAUGAUUUAGAAAUGGAUUUGUGCUGUAGUUAGCAAAUUCGUUUUUAGAGGUUUUAUUGCAAAGCCACAUCUUGGCUUUCUACAUCAUCUACAUCUACUUUGUGAUCAUAGUGGGCAUGAAAGGCUAUGUGCUGUUGUGAGCUCACCUAGGGCUGUAUCUACGUGAAUUUUGUUUGGAUUAUGUAUUUAAGAGAUUACUAAAACACACACUCAACUUAGUUCAUUUUCUCAGAAAUGUACCUGGAGAAAUAGGUAAUUUUUCGUAUUUAACAUACCCAGACGUGUAAAUUGUGUAGUCUCAUGAUUUGAGUAUAGAUGUCGCACCUCUUUCCUAAUUAUUUUUGCGUGUGGAGUAGAAGGGGCCCAUUAUACUCAAAGAUGUGUAAGUAGCAUCUUGCAGGAACAGACCAAAGAGGAAGAAAAGAUGCUGCUGCUUAUUUAGUACUUUUUUGUACUACAUUUUAGACAGAUGGCUGUUUGUGCUUGUAUUGUUUUUUUUUUUUCCAGAGCAGGCUUUUUUGUUUUGGUCAUGUGAUUAUGAAACGGACCAGAAUUGGUGCAAAUCCUAAAAUUUCUCUUUAUUUAGUGGCUGUUGCGCUUUGAGAAUAAAUUUUAUAUGCAUGAAUAUGAUAUCCAUUAUAAGACUUAACCUUUCAGGAACUAACUUACAAUUAAUUAGGUUACGUUAAUUAUUAAUCUAAUUUCUUAAUGUAGAAAUGCUUGAAUUUGUAGUUGAACAUCAUGUAGUGAAUAUUUAAGGGACUGACGCAUACUUGAAAACAAAUUUAAGUUGUUAAAUAAAACAGACUAGCUUCAUUAAUGUGCUAGAGUUCAGAGAGAAAAAACCCCCACUGUUGUGUACAUCUGUGAUACAUGGCUGAAUCUUACUAGAGACAUCCAUGGCCCACUUUUUUUCAAAUGUUAAUUUCCCAAAACACGCCAAGUCUUUCCACAAAACAGAAAACACCCUUGGGGAUGGAAACUACCGUGCUCAGUGUAGAAGUCCAGUAGCCAAUUUAAGCUGUUCGUUUAUCUGGUGCUAAUUUUCUUUCUGAGCAGGUAUUUCCUUUAGUGUAUGACUUCCUUUAGGAGCAGAAAAACAGGAAAGAAACUGGUAAUGAAGAGUGCAUUGUGACCAAACAUGCUGUUAGCAUGGAGUAUGACACUUCCAGUCUUUAGCUUCUGCAUAGUUUCAGAAAACACAACUACCCCAAAGUUGUAACUCACCUCCCAAACAUAAUAUGUGUGGAAAACAGUAGUAGUUUCCAGUCACUCAAGUGCAGCCACUCCUCACGAGAUGUUACCACGAAAUCUACCUCAGACUUCACUUUUGCUCAUUUGUUUGCUGCGUCAUAGAUCUCAACAGGAGCUCUGCAGACACUCUUGAAAGUCUCUGAACAGAUUGUGACAUCAAGUUAAAGCAUGAUGACCUAACAGGAGGUCAAAGUCUCAAACAUCGAUUCAGCAGUUCAAGAUAAAACUGCCCUUUUUUUAUCAGUGUCACUUCCGAAGGCUACAGACCUCCUGCCAUUUCUUUCCUGGUUACUUCAGAAACACUCAACUGACCUUUCUCUGGUGAAAAGAUCUUGACUUUUCUCUCUGGUCCUGGAAAUAUUAAUGGAAUACAGUCAUGUCUACCCAGGACGAGAGGCAGAUAAAUACAGAGUAUGCUGUAUCCUUGCUGGAGCAGUUAAAAUUCUUUUAUGAACAGCAGUUGCUAACUGACAUAGUGUUGAUUGUUGAGGGCACUGAAUUUCCCUGCCAUAAGAUGGUUCUUGCAACGUGCAGCUCGUAUUUCAGAGCCAUGUUCAUGAGCGGGCUGAGUGAAAGUAAACAAACACACGUACACCUGAGGAAUGUGGAUGCAGCCACUUUACAGAUUAUCAUAACUUACGCGUACACGGGUAACUUGGCAAUAAGCGACAGCACAGUUGAGCAGCUCUAUGAAACUGCCUGCUUCUUACAGGUGGAUGAUGUGUUACAGCGGUGUAGAGAAUACUUAGUCAAAAAAAUUAAUGCAGAAAAUUGUGUGCGUCUAUUAAGUUUUGCUGAUCUCUUCAGCUGUGAAGAGUUAAAACAGAGUGCUAAAAGAAUGGUGGAGCACAAGUUCACAGCUGUGUACCACCAGGAGGCUUUCAUGCAACUGUCACAUGAUCUACUGAUAGAUAUUUUAAGCAGUGACAAUUUAAAUGUGGAAAAGGAGGAGACAGUUCGUGAAGCCGCUAUGUUAUGGCUGGAGUACAACACGGAAUCACGAUCACAAUAUUUGUCCUCUGUUCUUAGCCAAAUCCGAAUCGAUGCACUUUCAGAAGUAACACAGAGAGCCUGGUUUCAAGGCUUGCCACCUAACGAUAAAUCUGUGGUGGUGCAAGGACUGUACAAAUCAAUGCCCAAGUUUUUCAAGCCCAGACUUGGCAUGACAAAAGAGGAGAUGAUGAUAUUCAUUGAAGCUGCUGCUGAAAACCCUGGUAGUCUUUACUCCUCUGUCUGUUACAGCCCGCAGGCAGAAAAAGUUUACAAACUCUGCAACCCUCCUGCUGACUUGCAUAAGGUUGGGACACUUGUAACUCCUGACAACGACAUCUAUAUAGCAGGUGGGCAGGUUCCUCUGAAAAACACGAAAACCAAUCACAGUAAAAGCAGCAAACUCCAGGCUGCCUUCAGAACGGUGAACUGCUUUUACUGGUUUGAUGCGCAGCAAAACACUUGGUUUCCAAAGACACCGAUGCUGUUUGUUCGUAUAAAGCCAUCCCUGGUCUGCUGUGAAGGAUACAUCUAUGCAAUCGGAGGGGACAGCGUCGGUGGGGAGCUCAACAGGAGAACUGUGGAGAGAUACGACACUGAGAAGGAUGAGUGGACCAUGGUGAGCCCGUUGCCUUGCGCGUGGCAGUGGAGCACGGCAGUGACAGUUCACAACUGCAUCUACGUCAUGGCACACAACUUGAUGUACUGCUAUUUCCCCAGGUCGGACGCCUGGGUGGAAAUGGCCAUGCGACAAACAAGUCGGUGUUUCGCUUCGGCGGCUGCUUUUGGCGAUAAAAUAUUCUAUAUUGGAGGACUGCACAUCGCCAGCAAUUCCGGCAUAAGGCUCCCAAGCAGUACUGUGGAUGGGUCUUCCGUAACCGUGGAAAUCUACGACGUGAAUAAGAACGAGUGGAGGAUGGCAGCCAACAUCCCUGCCAAGCGCUAUUCCGACCCCUGCGUUAGGGCCGUUGUCAUCUCUAAUUCCUUGUGUGUCUUUAUACGAGAAACCCACAUGAACGAGAGAGCCAAGUAUGCCACCUACCAGUACGACCUGGAACUCGAUCGCUGGUUCCUGAGGCAGCACAUAUCGGAACGCGUGCUGUGGGACUUGGGGAAGGACUUCCGGUGCACGGUAGGAAAGCUGUACCCAUCUUGCCUUGAAGAGUCCCCAUGGAAACCUCCAACAUAUCUCUUCUCGCCAGACGGAGCUGAUGAAUUUGAGCUGGACGGGGAGAUGGUUACUUUACCACCUGUAUAGCUCCCAAAUUAGACUGCACAGCGGAUUCUGUGCUCAGUUAGAAAAGAAAAGAAAUGGCUGUGAAAGAACACGUCUGAGAGUGGGAAUGUCAGGCCUGUCUUUCAUGAAUUGUAUUUUUAUGCCCUACCUAAUAACACUUGCCGCCAUUCAGUACGAAUAAAUGAAAUGAGCAGAUAUGCUUCCAAUAAUCUGAAAUGCUAUUAUCUGAUAAUUGAGAAACAUAUAUGUAUAUCAUAAGCUUAAGCAUCUGACUUGUCUAAAGAAUUAAUUCUAGUUCUAUGAAGUCUCAGUUCAGGAAAAUUAGCUUCAGAAAAAAAAAAGUAGUUAAUGUUUCUAGGAUGAUGUCUCAACUCUUUUGAAAAUAUCUUCCAGUUAUAUAUGAACUACUUCUGGAUAUUCUACUUAAGUGCUAGUUAUAUAACUGUCAGUGUGGCCUAAUAAAAGGACUGUGCUGCACUUACUUAAUACUAAUAUCCAUGUUGGUAUAGUAAUGCCAUUAAAAGAAAAAGAAACAAAUCCCAUGGAUCUACCUGUGGUAGGAAGGGUAGAUCUUCCAUUGUAUGGUAACAUGCAGGGCAAAAUGACUGCAGGUUCAGUCAAGCUGUAUGAUGAGGUGCAUGUGUUCUAUUUUCACUAACUUAUACCUGUCUAAUUAGAAUACAGGUCUUCCAAGCAGCUGGUAGAUUACCAGGUGUGGACUUAAGUUGCUGGGCUUGCAAUAGGAGUUGCCAGCCCUCAUAGUGCGGGUCUGUGUGGGGCUUUAAUCAGUAAAUGCCUCCACACUCUGUAUUACAGUAACAUUGGCUCAUGUAUAUUACUUCCUGCUGCUGAUGUAUUUUUCCAUUGUAAAACAAAGUUUUAGUGUGGAUUAACCAGGUCUUUAUUUUCUGUUAAUUUAAUAACAAGCAUUACUGUAGUGUGAUUGUGUAUAGAUAUCCCUUAGCUGUCAGGUUUUUUACUUCGGGGGAGGGGGGGGAAGCAAAAUUCAGGAAUAUCCUGUGCUGUUGUGUGCAGGAGAGCAGAUGACUAGUGCUGCUCUGGCAUUAAUCCCAGGAACCACUAGCAGUAGCGGGGCGCCGCCAAUCUAACAUGAACACAGGUGCUUCAUGACAAACCCUACUAGCAUGUUCAGCUGCAUCAUGUUCUGGCACUGUAUUUUGAAUGACAUUAAUUUAUUAAAAAAGAUUGAAUCCAA